UGUUUGUUUCGCGCAUAUUCUGUCUCGCGCUGUUCUCCAGCAGGUCACAAAGCGCUCUUUGUUGUCAUGAACUUGUACACGCCGUGGCUGGCGCCUGCAGAGAGAGAGAGAGAGAGAGAGAGAGAGGGAGAGAGAGAGAGAGGAGAGGGCACUCCCGCGGAAGAGGUUCACAGGACAGAUAGAGGGAGCUAUUCGGUACGGCAAGCCUAGUGGGCUGGGCGCACGAGUGCUCAAUCUGAACGGCGCGCGAUACAUCGAUAAACUGACGGCGUGAGGGAUUAACGGGUUGGGCGGAGGUGGAGAAGGGCGGCGGAACAGAGGGGAAGGCGAAAAGCUGCAGACCCAAGACUUGAACAGCUCGCGCAUCGUCCCAACGGCGGAUAACUUCGGCCUCUGUGUGCUUUUCUCCUCCGACUGAUCUUGGCGACAACUUCUUUCCGAACACUCCCGAGCUGCGCCCCCGCGCAUCAGCUCCGCCGUCCAAUGAAUGGAGUGGCGUUCUGCCUGGUCGGAAUCCCACCCCGUCCCGAGACCGCGGCUUCCAUACUCCGAGAUGGGCUGGGCUCCUCCAAUGAGAACCCUCGGCCGGUGCUGGAGGGCAGGGCUACGGUGCGGUGGGCGGGGCCAAGAACUCUGCUCUUGCAACGGACACACGCCGCUCAAGGUUUCGGAUUCACACUCCGCCACUUCAUCGUCUACCCACCAGAGUCUGCACUACGGGAUGAAAUCAAUGGGAAUGAGAGAGGUCGGCUGGAGCCCAUGGAUACCAUCUUUGUGAAGAAUGUAAGAGAAAAUGGCCCCGCCCACCAAGCUGGUUUGUGCACAGGUGAUCGUCUCGUUAAGGUGAACGGUGAGAGUGUGUUGGGGAAGACCUAUGCACAGGUGAUUUCACUCAUCCAAAACAGUGGGAGUGUGUUGGAACUCUCAAUUAUGCCAAAACAUGAGGAUGUGCUACAGCUGGCGUACUCUCAGGAUGCUCUUUCCUACUCCAGAGGAACUGUUUUGUACUCUGGAGGAGCUCAGCAUAUCCCAGCCCCGCCUGCACCUUAUAACCACCCCCAUGAACCUGCCCACAUGGGUCAGAAGCAGCAAGAUGGGUGGGGGCUGACGCACACACACACCCACUCGCUUCACACACACACCAACACGCCUCAUACACACACCAACACGCCUCACACACACACCAACCGGCCUGACACACUUUCGCUCACACCUCACACACACUCUCAGGAGAGGAGGGGCCGCUGGCUAAGCCCCGCCUCCCCGCCGGAUAACUGGACAGACGGGGAGGGGCCCAGAGGACGCUCUUUCUCCUUUGGGGGCCACGCCCACCAUCACCACGGCAACCAUCUGUCGCCCGCAUCGCCCAGUCGCAGUUCUCAUACAGCUCAAGCACUGAGUGACUGGUACUACACACACUCACAAACACACACACACUCAUGCUUGCCUUACACACGCACACACUCCCAGUCAUCCUACCUGCCCCCCCGCACCCCCCCAGCACCCAGACGCCCCCCCCCUCACCGGCGCAGCGCCUCUCAGGACAGGCUGGGGGAGGGCAGGGGGAGGGGCUACAGUAGCUCCCAGGAGGCUGAUUGGUUGCUGCAUUCAGUAAGCCCCGCCCACUGGAGGCAGCAGGGGGUGUGGCCUGUCCGCUCACGCUCAGAGUCCCUCCUGGUUGCACGCCCCGCCCCUUCACUGGAGCCUCUCUCAUUGGACAGACCAGACAGACAGGCUCCGCCCAGGAGUCUUGUUAGUCCCGCCCACAGACGAACAACACAACAAUCUCACACACCACAACACACACCACAACACACACCACAUCACACACACCAACACGCACAACAACACACACCUCAACAUUCUGGACACCCCCCCCAACACAUGCCCCAUCACUACGAACAGACACCUGGGCACUCCUAUGUGCAAAGAACCCAACACACACCCCAACACGCACCCCAACACACACCCCAACACGCACCCCAACACGCACCCCAACACGCACCCCAACACACACCCCAACACGUACCCCAGCAUGCACAUGGUCAAAGACCUCCUAAAGUUCCAGCAGAUAGCUGUGAACACACUCCUCCGUACUCAGCCCAACACACAGCGGAGUGUUCCUCCUCACACACUCCGCAACACACACACCACUCCCCUCUAAUGCAGUGCACUCCGCAACACACGGCAGAAACACUCCCCCAGCCGACUCCUGACCACACACCCCGACCCCGAAGGCCCGCCCCUCAGGUGCGGCGUCGCUCUGAGGGGGAGGAGUGUGAGGGUUACCGUAGCUACAGUCCCUCCUUCUACCACAAGACUGGGCGGAUCCUGCAGCACACCCACUCAUUCCGAGACUCCCCCCACUUUGACGCUCUCGCGUGGAGCUCCUCCCACACAGAAGACCCUGAAACCGUCGACCAAUCAGACACUGUGCCCAGUGAGGGACGGAUCCACCUGCUGACCAACCAGAUGCAGGCAGUUGAGAAGGAGGCGGAGCAACAACAGGAAGUGGAGCUGAGACAGAAAGAGGCGGAGCAACUACAGGAAGUGGAGCUGAGACAGAAAGAGGCGGAGCAACAACAGGAAGUGGUGCUAAGACAGAAGCCCCUUGGUGGACGUAAAGCGCUCCAUUCCUUGCACCUCCCCCCCAACUACAUGCUGGACUCUCUCAGCCUAUCAGAUCCUGCCAACAGCCUUGGACCCCUCCCCAGCACUGAGCAUGCCCAGAACACUGGCCCCGCCCUCCAACCAGCUGGCCACGCCCAUUCCAACAGCAGUGACUCCACCCCCCAACAGCGGAACGCUGGGACUCAACAGGAUGACAGCCUGGCAACCAUUCCAUUCAUUGAUGAACCCACAAGUCCCUCCGUUGAUCUUCGGGCCCGGCUAGUCUCCGCCUCCUCUGUAGUGUCCAGUGGGGGUGUUGACUCCACCCCGGUGUCUAGCCACACCCACACAGAGUCCAGAAACCCCGCCCCCACCCCUUCCCUUCUUUCCCACAAGCUCCACCUCUCCCACCACUACAGUGUGAAGUCCAGUCGCCGCUCGUCUUAUAUGUUGGCUGUCACGGCACCACGCUCCAAGUCAUGCGACGAUGGUCUGAACAUGUUUAGUGAUGAGAGACGGCCAAAGAGGGCGAAGAGCUUUUUCAGAGAUGGGACUGUAGGUGAUGUGGGCUCCAAGCGGCACUCGGCUUCAGAACUGGACAGCAGCUACAGCGCCACCUGGAGGGAGGGAUGGAUCAACUACAAACACAUCCAAUCAGAGAAGGGCAAAAAGGUGGGCAGUGCGAUUAGGCCGUGGAGGCGGGUCUAUGCUGUUCUGCGCUCCCAUUCGCUGUUUCUCUACAAGGACAAACGAGAGGCGGUGCUAGGGACUGGGACUGAGGAUGACCAGCCAAUCAACAUUGCAGGGUGCUUGAUUGACAUCGCCUACAGCGAAACGCGACGCAAGAACGUGCUGCAACUGAGCACUCAGGACUACAGUGAGCACCUCCUCCAGGCCGAGGACCGCGAGCAGAUGCUCAGCUGGGUUGCCAGUAUCCGUGACAACAGCUGGACCGACAACCAGGAGCUCUGUUUGUCAAAACAAGCGCUGAUCAAUAAAAAACUCAAUGACUACAAAAAGCAGGGUAUCACAGGGAACAGACCGGACUCAUCUCCCAGAAUCCCCCGGAUUCUUCUACCAAAGACUGACUCCACUGCAGCCCCACACUCCCCAAAACUAGAUGCCAAAGAUGAGAGCCCCCCUAAGUCUCCGUGGGGGAUCAAUCUGAUGAAGAGGGGUCGGAGGGGGGCGGGGCCUAAAACGUUUGGGGUUCGACUGGACGAAUGCCAACCAGCCGUCUCCAACAAGUGUGUUCCCCUCAUAGUGGAGGUGUGCUGUGGUAUAGUGGAGGAGAAAGGUCUGGACUCGGUUGGGAUCUACAGGGUGCCUGGAAACAACGCUGCCGUCUGCCAUCUCCAGGAGGUGCUAAACAAAGGAGCAGACAUCAACACCACAGACGAGAAGUGGCAGGAUCUGAACGUAGUCAGCAGCCUCCUCAAGUCUUUCUUUCGGAAGCUUCAAGAACCACUCUUCACAGACGACAAAUAUCAGGACUUCAUCGAAGCAAACCGCUUGGACAACGCCAGCCACCGUCUCAAAACCCUGAGGACUCUGAUCUGUGAUCUUCCGGAUCACCAUUUCUACACUCUCAAGUUCCUGCUGGGACACCUGAAGACAGUAGCAGCACAUGCAGACAAAAACAAGAUGGAGGCCCGUAACCUAGCCCUUGUGUUCGGUCCCACACUGGUGCGCACGUCGGAGGACAGCAUGACGGACAUGGUGACCCACAUGCCUGACCGCUACAAGAUCGUGGAGACCCUCCUCCAGCACCAAGAAUGGUUCUUCAGUGAGGAGCCAGAGAAAGAGGAGAAAACACCUGUGGACUCCGAGGACAUCCAAGCAGCCCCCAACAUCGACCACCUGCUCUCCAACAUCGGCCGCACAGCAAACCUGGGAGACACUUCAGACUCAACAGCCAGUGACUCGGCAAAGUCUAAGGGUUCAUGGGGCGCCCCUGAGGUCUUGAUGCUGUCCAUCAUGUCUGCUGUCACAAAAAAGCGUCGUCAGCGACAACAAGCCCCACACUUCAGCACUGAUGACGAGUCAGGGCUUGAGCCAAUCACAGCAAGUGUGACGGGGGAGGACUCCGCCCCUAAAGCUGAGGGGGAGGAGGAUGAGGACGAUGAGGAUGAUGAGGACGAUGUUGAAGAGAAUGAUGAAGAAGUUCAUGUGGCAGUGGAGAAAGGAUCUCCCAGCAUUCCUCACGACAUCCAGAAGGAGUCGUUUCCCAUGGGAGGCGGGGGUGGGGGCGGGGACAAGAGCUCGGUGGUGUCGGGUUACUCAUCUCAGGGGCGGAGCCUGGUGGAGGAGGCGGACGAUGAGAGCAGUGAGUGGGUCAGCGAGACUGAGACAGAAAGCGGCUUUACCUCACACUCCACACACACACACUCCGCACACACACACUCCACACACACACACUCCGCACACACACACUCCGCACACACACACUCCGCCCCUGACGACUCUUGUCGCUCACAUGCGGCGCGUAGCUCCACCUCCUCGUGCGGCUCCGGCCAGCGUGUGCAGACACGCCCCUCCUUCAGCUCUCAUAGGCUGAUCCAGUGUGACACGCUCGCCCGUAAAAGGCAAAAGGGUGGAGCCAGAACAAAGACACGCCCACCCCUGCUGCCCGAACUGCCUGGAGGAGGGGCCAACGUUGACCAAGAGGAGGGGCCUAUUCCCAGCACCGCCUCUCAUAGCCCCACCUCUCCAGAUCCCAGCAGCAAUUCAGAGAGCCCAAAGAUACCAUCACACACACUCACACACACCCCUCCACACACACCAUCACACACACUCACACACACCCCUCCACACACACCAUCACACACACACACACCACACACACUCACACCAUCACACACCCCUUUACACACUCAAUCACACAAAGUGUCACAGAGUUCAAGAACCUCUAGGACAAUUGAUGACAGCCCCCAGAGGCCACCAUAUACACAUUCACAUGCCGACCCCCACUCUCUCACAACGCCACACACACUCACACACACACAGGCCCACCCCCACUCAAUCACAACGCCACACACACUCACACACACA
This is a messenger RNA of Alosa sapidissima (American shad), 5661 nucleotides long. Its product is annotated as rho GTPase-activating protein 23-like. The transcript is spliced from 25 exons. Lineage: Eukaryota; Metazoa; Chordata; Actinopteri; Clupeiformes; Clupeidae. Gene Ontology annotation, molecular function: protein binding. Gene Ontology annotation, biological process: signal transduction. The record is from RefSeq and is a predicted model, not a curated record. The annotation marks the transcript as partial.